UCUAAGGAUGUGUGGACUCAGCCUGAAGACAGUGGUGUAGUCGUAUUACAGAAUACUAACAUCGAAAAACUAUCGUCGAGUACGAGGAAGAGAUCGAUCAUCAGCGCAGACUGCUGGAUAUCGUUUGGAAACCCGAAAUAAAGCUACACAGGACAGAGCUCCAACAGCAACAUGUCUGUAAGGAGGAGGAGGUUCUCACUGACCAGCAGCUCUGUGACCAGGAGAGGAACUCCAUUGUUGGUCAUCUUUCUGAAACCUGAAAUAAAGCUACACAGGAUAGAGCUCCCACAGCAACAUGUCUGUAAGGAGAAGGAGAUUCUCACUGACCAGCAGCUCUGUGACCAGGAGAGGAACUCCAGUCUGGACCAGGAGGGCCCAGAGCCUCCACAGACUAAAGAGGAAGAGGAGAAACUCUGCACCAGUCAGGAGGGAGAGCAGCUUGUACCAAAACAGGAGACUGAUACCUUGAUGUUGACUCCUACUAAUGAGGAAAGGGACCGAAGUGAAGCAGAAGCAAACAGUGACCACCGGCUCCUCUCUCACAACUCUAACUGUAAAACUGAGACAGAGCUCCGACAGCAACAUGUCUGUAAGGAGGAAGAGAUUCUCACAGACCAGCAGCUAUGUAAACAGGAGGAUCCAGAGCCUCCACAGAUUAAAGAGGAAAAGGAGGAACUCUGUACCAGUCAGGAGGAAGAGCAGCUUGUACUGAAGAAAGGGAAUGAUACCUUUAUAUUGACUCCCACUAAUGAGGAAAAUGACCGAAGUGAACCAGAAGCAAACAGUGACCAACAGCUCCUCUCUCACAACACUCCUGUAGCUAAGAAACAAGAUCAGAAAAGAAGGAAGCAUGUAGACCCAGGAUCAAAGAGUCGUAAAACUCGGAAAGGUAAAAACUCUUUCAAUUGUCACACUUGUGGAGCAGUUUUUAAAAAGAGGUACAGUUUGAAAGUACAUCAAAGAUGCCACACAGGUGAGAAGCCAUAUUCUUGUAGCACCUGUGGGAAAAAAUUCACUCGGACAUCAACAUUGAAAGAUCAUUUAAAAACUCACACAGGUGAGAAGCCAUAUUCUUGUGACACCUGUGGGAGAAAAUUUAGUCGGAAAUCAAGAUUGACAGAUCAUUUAAGAAGUCACACAGUUGAGAAAUUACAUUUGUGUGAAACCUGUGGAAAAAGUCUAAGAUCAAGCUCAGCCCUGGUGCUCCACAUGAGAAUUCACACAGGGGAGAAGCCCUACACCUGCAACACCUGUGGGAAAAAAUUUAGUAUCAAGGCUGACAUGAAAAAACAUUCAAGAACCCACAAAGAUGAGAAGCCAUAUUCUUGUGAAGAAUGUGGGAAAGGUUUCAUUACUAGUACAAGCUUGAUGGUUCACAUGAGAAUCCACACAGGUGAGAAGCCAUAUUUUUGUGCAACAUGUGGGAAAAGUUUCAGAACUUCUUCUGCUUCAUUGGUCCACAUGAGAAACCACACAAAUGAAAGGCCGUACACCUGUAACACCUGUGGGAAAAAAUUCAAUAACAAUUCUGAAUUCAGUAGGCAUAUAAGAAUCCACACAGGUGAGAGGCCAUAUUCUUGUAGCACCUGUGGGAAAAAAUUCACUCGGACAUCAACAUUGAAUGAGCAUUUAAAAAUUCACACAGGUGAGAAGCCAUAUUCUUGUGGCACCUGUGGGAAAAAAUUUAAUCGGCCAUCAAAAUUGAAAGAUCAUAUAAGGAGUCACACAGUUGAGAAUUCGUGAUUUUGUGAAACGUGGAAAAAGUCUCAGAUCAAGCUCAGGACUGUUAAUUCACAUGAGAACCCACACAGGUGAGAAGCCGUAC
Messenger RNA from Seriola dumerili (greater amberjack), 1825 nucleotides. RefSeq names its product zinc finger protein 501-like. The transcript has 4 exons. Gene Ontology annotation, biological process: regulation of transcription by RNA polymerase II. The coding region runs from base 172 to 1743 and encodes 523 amino acids. NCBI's taxonomy places the organism in Eukaryota, Metazoa, Chordata, Actinopteri, Carangiformes, Carangidae. Gene Ontology annotation, molecular function: RNA polymerase II transcription regulatory region sequence-specific DNA binding; DNA-binding transcription factor activity, RNA polymerase II-specific. Gene Ontology annotation, cellular component: nucleus. The record is from RefSeq and is a predicted model, not a curated record.